Molecule: messenger RNA, 1894 nt
Organism: Acanthochromis polyacanthus (spiny chromis)
Lineage: Eukaryota; Metazoa; Chordata; Actinopteri; Pomacentridae
Product: STKc_p38 domain-containing protein
Exons: 12
Coding region: 62-1195 (377 amino acids)
Biological process (GO): intracellular signal transduction; protein phosphorylation
Cellular component (GO): nucleus; cytoplasm
Molecular function (GO): ATP binding; MAP kinase activity
Source: RefSeq, a predicted model, not a curated record
GCGAGGCUGUUAAAACCUCGUAUGGGUAAAACCUGACUGGAAACUGAAACAAAACAGAACCAUGCAGUCUCCUGUGAAGGAUAUCCCCGUCAGACCGGGGUUUCACAGACUGGAGAUCCAGAAAACGACGUGGGACGUCCCGGAGAGGUAUACGACGCUGCGGUCCAUCGGCUCCGGAGCUUACGGGACCGUGUGUUCUGCCACUGACCAGAAGACCAAAGAGAAGGUGGCCAUAAAAAAGCUGUAUCGGCCCUUCCAGUCCCUCAUCCAUGCUAAGCGAGCUUACAGGGAACUCAGGCUGCUCCGCCACAUACGGCAUGAAAAUGUGAUCUGCCUCCUUGACGUCUUCACACCUGACUCCACGCUGGAGAAAUUCCAGACCUUUUAUAUGGUAAUGCCAUUUGUAGCUCAGGAUCUGGGCCACAUUAUGAAGAAGAGGCGGUUAACUGAUCGCGUCAUCUCAUAUCUGUUCUACCAGCUUCUCAGGGGUCUGAAGUAUAUUCACUCUGCAGGGAUCAUUCAUCGGGAUCUGAAGCCUGGUAAUCUUGCUGUGAGUGAGAACUGUGAAUUAAAGAUCCUGGAUUUUGGCCUGGCAAGACAGACAGAGAGUGAAAUGACUGGUUAUGUUGUGACACGCUGGUACAGAGCACCAGAGGUCAUAUUCAACUGGAUGCACUACAGUCAGACCGUGGAUGUGUGGUCGGCUGCCUGUAUCCUGGCUGAAAUGAUUACUGGCCAAGUGCUUUUCCCCGGACAUGACAGUAUUGAUCAGCUGAAGAGGAUCCUGCGUCUGACAGGAACACCAGACUCCUCCUUGGUGCAGAAGAUGCAGAGUAAAGAUGCACAAUCAUAUGUGCGAGGUCUCCCACCACAAAAGAAGAAAAUUUUUAGGGAAGUGUUUCAAUCCAUGGAUGACAAUGCUGUAGACCUGCUGGAGGGGAUGUUGCUGCUGGAUCCUGAGAUGAGGCUAACAGCUACACAGGGGCUGUCCCACCCCUUCCUGGCUGAAUAUCACGAUGCAGAGUACGAACCCGACUCUGACCCUUAUGACGACUCCUUCGAGAGCCUGGAGCUUGCUGUUGGAGAGUGGAAGAGUCUUAUCCACAUGGAGAUCAUGACCUUCGACCCGACAAUCCCAGUAAGACAGCUGUGUAGGACGCUGUGCUUGCUGACGCCACCCAGUGUUUGGUUAUAAUACGUGCACCUACUGGAUCUGUCAGCAGCUUUGAGAAACAAAUACAGAAUCAACUAUUUUCAAAGUGUGGUAUUGGUCCAUCAGAUUUGUAUUGCAAUUAAACGGCAUUUUACUGAAAGGCAGCUUUUCUUGGUUAGGUGAUCUGGAGAGGAUAAUAGAAAGCAGUGUUAUAAUUGUGAAAAGGUACAGUUUGUCAACACCUCAGAUCUGAUCAAAAUCACUGGAUUGUAAAGUGUUGUCUUCUCAUUUCAGUAAGAAUAAAACAUUCUGGCAAAAUAUCCUUAAAUCGAGGCCAACUUGCAAGCAUUUUUCAAAGCCUUUGUACCACAUCUCAAGGUUUUUCAUCAGCAGGACAUCUCACUGUUUUGACUGUGAAAUGUUUGACCUCCAUGGCUAUGAAAAAAAACUCGAUCAACCAUUAGUUAAGGGUCAAAGAUGAACUUUUACACUUUACAUAGGAUUUUUUUUUCAACCACUGCAUGACAUUUGGUAAAUGUGUUAAAAUGUCAGUAUCAAGCUCAAAAGUUUGGAAAGAAAAAAAAUCUCAGUUUCAUUUGAACGUAUUUUAAAAGGACUCAUGUCUGAUUUUGUAUGUUUCUGUGUAAUAGUUUGGUAAUAUAUAAUGGCUAUAUAGUACAGUUUGUCUUUUUUUUGUCUUCAUUUCAUCAUGAUCUUUAUGUCUGUUCUUUUUUUGUUACU